Molecule: messenger RNA, 3056 nt
Organism: Mytilus californianus (California mussel)
Lineage: Eukaryota; Metazoa; Mollusca; Bivalvia; Mytilida; Mytilidae
Product: carbonic anhydrase 6-like
Exons: 11
Coding region: 120-1949 (609 amino acids)
Molecular function (GO): zinc ion binding; carbonate dehydratase activity
Source: RefSeq, a predicted model, not a curated record
CACGUGAUUAUGAGGAGAAACAAUCUGCUGACGAUACAGCCUAUCUAACGACAUAUAGGUGAUUCCUUCCCCUUGCAUCAAGGCAGUACUCUAGCUGAACGUUGAGAGAACCAGGUGUAAUGGGGGAGUUAUCGGUGAUGCUUACUUUGAGUCUUCUCUAUGGAAAUAUAAUUGAUCCAAAAACAGGAAAGGACCAAACUGGGCAUCACUGGAGCUAUUUCGGUGAUUCUGGACCAAGUCAUUGGUCGGAUCACUACCCUCGUUGUAACGGACAAAGACAAUCACCUGUUGAUAUUCGAACAGGUGAUGUCGAGUUCGCAUCUUGGUUGACAGAGCUACAGUUCUAUGGAUAUGACAAGAACUUAGGUCAGGGAGAGCCUUGUACCAUCAAGAAUAAUGGACAUACAGCAAGUAUGGCUAUCACACACAGUCUUAAGUUACGUGGAGCACAUCUGAAUGGCGAUUAUCAGCUAGCGGAAAUGCAUCUCCACUGGGGUUUUAACAACAGCAGAGGGUCAGAACACGCAUUGAAUGGGAAGAAAUAUCCUGCAGAGAUCCACUUCGUUCAUUAUUCAACAAGAUAUGGUAAUUUGUCAGAAGCUAUGAAAAUGCCUGAUGGACUUGCAGUAAUAGGGGUUUUUGUUGAGUUAGUACCAGAGGAUACUUAUGCCUUUGAACGGUUAGCAAAUGGAAUUGACAGUAUCCUAGAAUAUGGUAAAAAGGCGAACGUUUCCAAUGUAAGGAUGCUUGACUUUUUACCACAACGGAAGAAUGCAUUUUAUCACUACAGAGGAAGUCUUACUACUCCACCGUGUUACGAAAGUGUUAUGUGGUUUGUAAUGGCUGACACUAUUCCUAUGUCUGAACGACAGCUUGAUAGGUUUAGACAUCUGCAAGAGAAAGUACACGAACAUGUUGCUGCUACGGGAAAAGCCCACUCUGUUUCAAGUCGAGUGUUUAAAUCGGACCCAGUCUAUAUAAGGGAAAAUUGUAGGCCACUACAGCCAUUGAAUGGCCGAAAAGUCUACAGCAACAUAAUGUCAUUACAACGCCCACAACUACGUGAUUUUGAGCUUCCGUCGGUCAAAGUUAGUCCGAUAAGACAUAAUUAUUUACCACAGGGUUCAAAUAGAAUGUCGUCUAAUAACCAUGCCAAUUCUGGAACAGAUUACAUAUUUCGUGGAUUGUCACCGAGUUCAAACAACCAUCAAAGGCAAAGUUCAUUCAAUGGGGUAAUAUCAAAUGGGAACAGUCUGCUCAUUGGUAAUAUCAAGUCAAAUAAUAUCAAUGGUGCCCUUUAUCAACAUUUACGACCGGACCAGCAAUAUCCUAGACAAAGCGGUCCCGUGAAUAAAAUUAACACAGGACAUGCCUUCAGCAAUGGCAACAGUGAACGUAUGCAUGUUUUCAAAACCCCCGACACAGCUUCGGUUCUUUCCGAUCGUCGGAAUGCAGGGAAGUCAGGGAAGUCAGGCCCAUUGUUGGACUAUAUAUUCACACAGAUGAAUGGACUCACUAAACCGAACACUCAAAAUCAAAGACACUAUCACGCAAAUGAUCAUCCAGGGAUAGCACAGCCUAAAGACAGGAUAUUUGCUGGACUUUCUGAUUUUCUAGCAAAUCCGGUGCAAUCCAGGGUUUUGUCAAAUCCUGUUGUAAAUAACAACUAUAUACAAUCAUCUAGUAAUGGUAAUUUCAACAACAAUAAUCCAAAUAAUUUCAACCAACAGAAGCUAAUAUCAAACAAAUAUGGAAACCAUUUGCAGAAGCAUAUUGGUCAAACUUAUAAUAACCAUCACAACGUUCAUCCAAGUCUCGCUUCUUAUCCCAUACCUAGGUCGCAGAAUUACCAAAGACCCGGAAAUUAUGUACCAGCUAAAAUGUAUCCGGACUACCAUCAAUCAAGAAGUGGAAAUUCUUUGACAGUUUUUGGAUAUGGCCUUUCCUGAUCAACCAUACUAUAAAAAGAUGUGCUAAGAUAAUAGAAGAUAUUAACACAAAGAAAGAUAUAGCACCAGAAACUAUCAAAAUGUUUGAUUGUUUUGGACGUAAAUGUGAUUUAAUUGAAUAUGUUAUGUAUCUUGUGUAUCUACUCUUGUUUCCUUAUAGGUAAGGUUAAGAAAUAUUUUUAGAAAGCUUAAACAAUAUUAUGUUUUGAGAUUGAAACUGGAUAAAUUGAGAUAUAUCAGUUCGGAAACAGAAUUUAGUACAAAUAAAUCAAUGUUCGGUUGGGAUCAAUUCGCAAUUGAGUUUAACUGCAGCUGCAUUUGAGAUUUGGUGUAGUUGAAGUUAUAUUAGUUUGAAGAUGAGAUUGAAUGAGAGAUCGGACUGUGUGAAAUUAUUAUGAAUCAGUUUUGAAUCGCAGUUAACUGGGAAAUGUCAUGUUGGAAACUCGUUAAAUGGGAUCUAUCACAUAGGCAUUGUAUGUCAAUGAAAAUUAUCGGGUUUGGAUAAAAUUUAACAUGAAUGCACCAGUUUCAGAUUGAGUAUUACUGAAAUAAAACCGUUUGGAAUUUAGAUAAAUCCGGAUUUAUAAAUUAUAAAUUAGGGUUAUGUAGACUAUAUGCUUGGGGAUGGGUUUAAACUAAGAUUUAUAUCUUUAAAAUUUUAAUUAUCUGAAAUAUGUGUCCUUUUAAGUUUGGUUUUCGCGCAUAUCAAUUGUUUAAAUCUGUUGUAUGUGAGCUUUUUGUGUAGGAAAAUGGUACUUAUGUGGUGAAACAAAUAUGUUGUAAUACAUUUUAAUGUCCUGAUGAUACAAAUAUAAAGUUUGACAUUUUAAAGGUUCGGAGUACAAAAUAAUGUUCUCUUCUUUUCAAUUAAAUUUGACAAGUUUCAUUAGUUUUUUAAUUUUCUUAUUUAAAUAUCAAUUCUUCAUAAGAUCACCGCUUAAUUUCAAUUUUGUUAAAAAAUAAGAAAUUAUUCAUUUUUUCUUUUUCUUUUUUUUUUUUUUUUUUUUGAAGGGAUUGGGGGGCUUUGAAAUGUUUACUUAUGUCAUCAGUUAUAAUUUGACAGAAUGUAUUUGGUUAAUUAAUUUGGAAUAAACUUUAGAAGAAAUG